AUGCACCAAAAAUCUAUCUACAGGGGCACAAUAAAGUAUGCAAGUGUGCAUGCACAUUUGAGUCGUAUUGGGAAUAGGAGGGACGAUCUUGAGUUACUGGCAUACACACUGAUAUUUCUCAUUAAGAAAAGUUAUGAACUGGAACCACUAGAAAAGGCACUAAAGGGAAACACCAUUGUAUUCUUGGAUACUGGUUCUGGGAAGACCCUGAUUGCAACCAUGCUCCUCCACAUCUAUGCCCACCUCAUCAGAAAGCCUUCACCCUUCAUUGCUGUAUUUUUGGUCCCUAUUGUUAUUUUGGUAGAAGAGUCUCCAUGUCAGUGGGAGGAGAACCCUUAUUCAUCCACUACAUCGUACAAGCUUUGUGCCGCACGACGCUAG
Molecule: messenger RNA, 381 nt
Organism: Fraxinus pennsylvanica
Lineage: Eukaryota; Viridiplantae; Streptophyta; Magnoliopsida; Lamiales; Oleaceae
Source: the annotation of a GenBank genome assembly